AUGCAUAUAAACAAACUUGUUAAUUCGGUAAAAAUAGUGAAAACGUUUACUCCACAAAAUGGAGAAAAAAGUUUGAUAUCAUCAUCAUCAUCAUCAUCAUCAUCAUCAUCAUCAUCAUCAUCAUCAUCAUCAUCAUCAUCAUCAUCAUCAUCAUCAUCAUCAUCAUCAUCAUCAUCAUCAUCAUCAUCAUCAUCAUCAUCAUCAUCAUCAUCAUCAUCAUCAUCAUCAUCAUCAUCAUCAUCAUCAUCAUCAUCAUCAUCAUCAUCAUCAUCAUCAUCAUCAUCAUCAUCAUCAUCAUCAUCAUCAUCAUCAUCAUCAUCAUCAUCAUCAUCAUCAUCAUCAUCAUCAUCAUCAUCAUCAUCAUCAUCAUCAUCAUCAUCAUCAUCAUCAUCAUCAUCAUCAUCAUCAUCAUCAUCAUCAUCAUCAUCAUCAUCAUCAUCAUCAUCAUCAUCAUCAUCAUCAUCAUGUUUUUACGACCUUAAUUAUCAUCAUCUUUUCAAGAUGAUUAAAAAUAUUAAUCCAAAUCUGUAG
This is a messenger RNA of Schistosoma rodhaini, 531 nucleotides long. Lineage: Eukaryota; Metazoa; Platyhelminthes; Trematoda; Strigeidida; Schistosomatidae. The record is from the annotation of a GenBank genome assembly.